GGCUUUCUCCUCGUUUAGCUUUCUAAAAGCGGUGUGGAGAUGGAGGCGGUGAUCCCGCGUCGCAGGGGCUUCCACCAUCCCGCGCUUUUUGCUUCCCGCAGCCUUCUCUCGUUACGGGCCCCCGGUGGGAACAAUGGCGAUUUCCCUGUUUAAUUUCUGCCCUGUUGUAGCGACAUAGCGAAAGGCAGCCAGUGCUCUGGGGUGGGCUCCCUCGCAGCCCUGCUGGCAUGGAUGAGGUUUAUCGGUUGCAUAAAAUGUUUAUCUAUGAAGAAGCCAUGCUGAGAUCAAGGAUCUUCCUACAAAGUGUUAAUUAAAUGAAUAACUACGCGGUGUUGCGGCUGGAAGACGGAAAUGAGGUUUCGCUUCGCUAAGGAGGUGCCUGGUGGAAAUAUUUACAGUAUUCCUCAAAUUUCAGUUAUUUUUCUGUUUUCCCUGGGGGAAGAGGGCAAACCUGGCUGAUGUUUCAGAGGUUCUGUACACCGUUUCUCUGGGUCCUGUGUACCGUGGGGGUCCGGUGUGCUCCAGUGCGACGGUGUCCGGGGGCGGGCCGCUGUGACGGUGGUGACGGUGUUUCUGUUUCAUGGCAUCACAUACCGCACACACCACUGGGAGUCUUGCAGGAAGCUGGAAAAAUCCUGACUGUCCUGACACGGAGAAAUGUGGAGGUGGUAACGGGGGGCAGGUGAGGCUGAGUAGUGAAGAGCAGCAUGGACCUGGAUAUGCUGAACAUGUUUGUCAUCGCUGGUGGCACCCUGGCUAUCCCCAUCCUGGCCUUCGUGGCCUCAUUCCUGCUCUGGCCCUCAGCGCUGAUCCGUAUCUACUACUGGUACUGGCGCCGAGCCUUGGGCAUGCAGGUUAGGUAUGCAAGCUACGAUGACUAUCAGUUUUGUUAUUCCUAUAGAGGCAGACCUGGGUACCGACCGUCCAUCCUGAUGUUACAUGGCUUCUCAGCCCACAAAGACAUGUGGCUGUCCAUAGUCAAGUUCCUGCCAAAGAACCUGCACUUGGUAUGUGUGGACAUGCCUGGGCACGAGGGUACGACCCGCUCGGACUUGGAUGAUUACUCCAUUAGUGGGCAAGCUAAGAGAAUACACCAGUUCGUGGAGUGCAUCAAGCUGAACAGAAAGCCCUUUCAUCUGGUUGGCACUUCCAUGGGGGGAAAUGUUGCUGGCGUCUAUGCUGCUCAGUACCCAGAAGAUGUUUGCAGCCUGACCCUCAUCUGUCCUGCAGGCCUGCCAAGUACCACUGACAGCAAGUUCGUUAAGCAGCUCCGGGAGCUGCAAGAGUCCAAACGCAUCGACAGGAUCCCUUUAAUCCCCUCGACCCCUGAGGAGAUGGCAGACAUGCUGAAGCUCUGCUCCUACGUUCGCUUCAAGGUGCCACAGCAGAUCCUCCAGGGCCUUGUUGACGUUCGCAUCCCCCACAAUGAAUUUUACCGGAAAUUGUUUUUAGAAAUCGUGGAUGAAAAGUCCAGGCACUCUCUCCAUGAGAACAUGAGCAAGAUCAAAGCACCGACACAGGUCAUCUGGGGAAAGCAGGACCAGGUCCUGGAUGUUUCUGGUGCCAGUGUUUUAGCCAGCGCCAUUCCAGACUGCCACGUGUACAUCCUGGAGAACUGUGGGCACUCCGUGGUGGUGGAGCGGCCCCGCAAGACAGCCAACCUCAUCCUGGAGUUCCUGGCCCUGCUGCACAGCAUAGACAACAACAAGAAGCAGGCGUGAGCGUGGCAGGGAGCCGAGUGCCCACGCCAGGUUAAAUUGUAAAGUACUGCAGCUUCGAUACGUUCUCAGGGAUCUUGUACGAAUUGGGGUCAAUGUGCCAAAGUCCCUGAGGAAGGCAGAAUCACUGAUACCUAAACCUAUAGCACCACUGGCACAGCAACCUGGGGUCAUUGAGCAACCUCCAUAGAUGCAGGAACAGAAGCAGAGUAUCUCCCUUUUCUACUUAGAGGUAAGGUAGAAAUGAGCUGAAAUCACCCAGUGCUCAUCACACAGCCACCCGUCUUACCUGGGUUACCAGCACGUAGUUGUUCAUGACAUUUACCUAAACUAUAUGUGAAAUGUAGGAAGAUAUCUGGAAUCCUGGUCUGAGACUGAGACUUAACAAUAUUUUUACUACUUAGAGUCCAUUGUGUUGCAUGCUGCUGUGCUGUAAGAGAACCCCCAAGUGCUCCAGGCGUCUGCUUGAGUGCUCUUUGUGUAGCUCCUGAUCUCAUGAUUUAUCCAGAAAACAACAGAAAACUUCAUGUGUAGAAGUCCAAUGACUGUAUGUGCAAAAAUGUUUACACUCUGAGUGGGUUUUUCUAAAUCUCUGAAUAGCUCCUGUGUAUUUGUAAUGCCUUAACGUUGCCCAGGGCGUGGUGUCUGUGCACAGCCCACCUUGCCCAGGGUUGGUUCUACCUGAGGGUGAACACAGCCAGUGACAGCAGGGUGCAGGCAGCAGCUCUGGCACUGCUGUGGGACUGGGGCAAUGGGAACCGCCCGGGGGGAUCGGCCCUGAGCCCGAGUCAGCAAUAAGCCCAUGGCCAGGGUGUGAUUCAGCCACCUAGGGUGAACUCUUGCCUCAGCUCCUCUAUCACACCGUGCUGCUGAACACCUGGAUGUAAAUAACGAUUUUCUUAAUGAAUUCUGUGAAUUCUGCAAAAGCCAAUGCCACUGGAACAGGCGUGAGGGGUGGGAGGGGGCUGUGUGUGACCAGCACAGGGAGUGGUGAGGAGGGGUCAGCUCGCCCACGAGGUGCUGGGCCGUGGUGGGGAAAGGUACAAUGUACUUCUGCAUCCUCUCCAUGAUUACAACUCCUGACUGAGUGAUGCUAUAGGUAGGAACAGGCAAUACAGGCAAGCUGCACUUUACAGGCUGCGAGGUGAUGUUCAGGGAUGGAUCCGCGCCUCCCCAGGCGUGAUCUCUCACUGCCCGUCCCAGGGACAGAGCUCUGGUCCAGGUCUCAGGCAGGACCAGGGGUGCUGGAGGGCAAGGCAGUGUGUGGUGCUCUCACAGGCAAAGCAGCAGAUGGCUGUCACCCCUCAGUCACCCCCAGCCCUCCUCAGGGGGUCACAGUGGGUGCUGUUAGAGUGUCCCCCCUGCCCGAGUGGGAACACAGCUGACAGCUUCCUGAGGUACCUGGAUCUAUACAUACAUCUGAAACUCCCUGUCAGCUUCUUGGCUCUUUUUAAGAGAAGAAACAUUGUUCUUUUAGAAAAAAUAGAAAUUUGCUGUUAAUUGCUUGGUAUUGUUUCUACUACAGGAGUUGAUUUAAAGAACAAAAUUGCUGGUAGUUUUAUGUGGUAAAAGCCAGAAAAACUUGUUCAGUAUCUAUAUGGUUUCUCAUGCCACAGAUUGCUGUAUGCAAAGGAUUUAUAUGGCUAUUAAAGUCUAGUGAUUUAAGGA
This is a messenger RNA of Motacilla alba alba, 3386 nucleotides long. RefSeq names its product abhydrolase domain containing 6, acylglycerol lipase (gene ABHD6). The transcript is spliced from 9 exons. The record is from RefSeq and is a predicted model, not a curated record. Lineage: Eukaryota; Metazoa; Chordata; Aves; Passeriformes; Motacillidae. The coding region runs from base 708 to 1721 and encodes 337 amino acids.